CAGCGCAGGACGCCUGAGUACAGCAAAAAACAGUUGAGCACUGCAGCUUUUAAGAAAGAGAUUCAAAACAUGAUCUUGGAAUACUUCAACUCUGGAGACCAAGCAGAGUUUGGUCGCUGUAUCCGGGAGUUGACUCCAUUGUCGCCGGCGCAGAGUGCGGAGCUGGUCCGCAAGAUUAUUGUCUUUGCGAUGGAGCGCACCGUGAAAGAGUGUGAGCUCUCGCUGGCGUUGCUGGUCUGGGUCAUCAGACAUGAGGAGCUAACUCCGAAAGACAUCGAGAAUGGAUUCGAUGACAUGUACAGGCAUAUGCCUGACAUCCAGCUCGAUGUUCCAGAUGCGGAUCAGAUGGCGCGCACCUUCGUAGUCGAGGCGAUGAAAAACAAGGUGCUCCGAGAGACGUGGCCGGAUCCAGAAGAGCCAGAUGAGUGAGACCCUGAAAGUUUCAAGGGCCGAGGGCCCAAAAAUGAUCCAAAC
Cladocopium goreaui is the source of this 474-nucleotide messenger RNA. The record is from the annotation of a GenBank genome assembly. Lineage: Eukaryota; Dinophyceae; Suessiales; Symbiodiniaceae.